Molecule: messenger RNA, 2253 nt
Organism: Fusarium tjaetaba
Lineage: Eukaryota; Fungi; Ascomycota; Sordariomycetes; Hypocreales; Nectriaceae
Product: polyadenylate-binding cytoplasmic and nuclear
Exons: 2
Coding region: 1-2253 (750 amino acids)
Cellular component (GO): cytosol; nucleus; ribonucleoprotein complex
Molecular function (GO): poly(A) binding; poly(U) RNA binding; mRNA 3'-UTR binding
Source: RefSeq, a predicted model, not a curated record
AUGGCCGCCAACGCUGCUCCCGGCGCUGUUGACCAGCUCGCCAACGACCUCAACAACACCUCUCUCAACGGCGGUGAUGCCAAGGCUCCUGCUGUCGACACCGGUGUCGCUGCCGCCGCUGACGAUGCUGCUGCUCCCACCCCCACUUCCGCUGCUCCUCACCCCCAGAACUCUGCUUCUCUCUACGUCGGCGAGCUUGACCCCUCCGUCACUGAGGCUAUGCUUUUCGAGCUCUUCUCCCAGAUUGGUGCCGUUGCCUCUAUCCGUGUCUGCCGUGACGCCGUCACCCGCCGCUCCCUUGGUUAUGCCUAUGUCAACUACAAUGCUACUGCUGAUGGCGAGAAGGCUCUUGAGGAGCUAAACUACACCCUGAUCAAGGGUCGCCCCUGCCGCAUCAUGUGGUCUCAGCGUGACCCUGCUCUUCGCAAGAACGGCCAGGGCAAUGUUUUCAUCAAGAACCUUGAUGUCGCUAUUGACAACAAGGCCCUUCACGACACCUUCGCUGCUUUUGGUAACAUUCUGAGCUGCAAGGUCGCCCAGGACGAGAAUGGUAACUCCAAGGGCUAUGGUUUCGUUCACUACGAGACUGAUGAGGCUGCCUCCCAGGCCAUCAAGCACGUCAACGGCAUGCUUCUCAACGAGAAGAAGGUUUACGUCGGCCACCACAUCCCCAAGAAGGACCGCCAGAGCAAGUUCGAGGAGAUGAAGGCCAACUUCACUAACGUCUACGUCAAGAACAUUGCGCCUGACGUUACUGAGGAUGAUUUCCGUGAACUCUUUGAGAAGUUUGGUGACGUCACCUCUUCCUCCCUCGCCCGUGAUCAGGAGGGCAAGAGCCGAGGUUUCGGUUUUGUCAACUUCACCACUCACGAGGCUGCCUCCAAGGCUGUUGACGACCUCAACGGCAAGGAUUUCCAUGGCCAGGAUCUAUACGUUGGCCGCGCCCAGAAGAAGCACGAGCGCGAGGAGGAGCUCCGCAAGUCUUAUGAGGCUGCUCGCCUGGAGAAGGCCAACAAGUACCAGGGCGUUAACCUCUACAUCAAGAACCUCGAUGACGAUGUUGACGAUGAUAAGCUCCGCCAGAUGUUCUCCGAGUUCGGUCCUAUUACCUCCGCCAAGGUGAUGCGUGAGACCCCCACGGAGGGUGAUGAGGACAAGAAGGAGGAGACUCAGGAUGACAAGGACAAGGAGAACAAGGAGGAGGCCAAGGAGGAGGCUAAGGACGAACCCAAGGAGGACGAGGAGGCUACAGAUGACAAGAAGACUGAGAAGAAGUCGGACAAGAAGCUCGGUAAGAGCAAGGGCUUCGGAUUCGUCUGUUUCAGCAACCCCGACGAUGCUACCAAGGCUGUCGCUGAGAUGAACCAGCGUAUGAUUAACAACAAGCCUCUGUACGUCGCUCUGGCCCAGCGCAAGGAUGUUCGAAAGAGUCAGCUUGAGGCUAGCAUCCAAGCUCGCAACCAACUCCGUAUGCAGCAGGCCGCCGCCGCCGCCGGUAUGCCCCAGCAGUACAUGCAACCCCCUGUCUACUUUGCUCCUGGCCAGCAGCCCGGCUUCAUGCCUCAGGCUGGUCGUGGUGUUCCUUUCCCUCAGCCUGGCAUGGGAAUGCCCGGUGUUCAGGGUGGCCGUCCCGGUCAGUUCCCUGGCUACCCUCAGCAGGGUGGCCGUGGUGGUGUUCCUCAGCAGAUGCCUCCCAACAUGUACGGCAUGCCUGGCCAGUUCCCUCCCCAGUUCGGCCAGCCUGGUACUCCCCAGUUCAUGGCUGCUAUGCAGGCCCAGCAAGCCGCUCUUGGUGGCCGUGGCGCUCCUCAGGGUGGUCGUGGUGGUCCUCAGAACAUGCCCGGUGGCCCUCCCAUGGCUGGCGGUAUGGCUGGUUUCCCUCCUAACAACCGCCAGCAGGGUGGCCGAGGUGGACCUGGACGUAACGGCAACGCACCUCAAGGUGGUCGUGGUGCCGAGGGUGCCGGCCCUAAUGUGCUCCAGCAGCAGCUUGCUGCCGCUCCUCCCGCUCAGCAGAAGCAGAUCCUCGGUGAGCUGAUCUUCCCCAAGAUCCAAGCCAUUAAUGGUGAGCUUGCUGGCAAGAUCACCGGUAUGCUUCUGGAGAUGGACAAUGCCGAACUUGUCAACCUUAUCGAGGACGAUGCCGCUCUCAAGGCCAAGGUCGACGAGGCCCUGGCUGUUUAUGACGAGUACGUCAAGGCUCAGGGCAGCGAGGGCGGUGAGCCCAAGAAGGAGGAAGAGACCAAGGCUUAA